This is a messenger RNA of Paramecium octaurelia, 2142 nucleotides long. The record is from the annotation of a GenBank genome assembly. Lineage: Eukaryota; Ciliophora; Oligohymenophorea; Peniculida; Parameciidae.
AUGGAAUGUCCAAUGUGCUAUGAAUUCUAUGCUCCGGAUAGAGUGGCAAGAAACCUACUCUGCGGUCACACUUACUGCACUAUAUGUCUUGAAACUAUGUAUAAAGUAAGUAAGAGAAUCGAAUGUCCUAUUUGCAGGACAAAACAUGAACCGAAUGUUAAACCAAAUAAUUUAAGCAAGAAUUUUGUGGCCAUGGAUUUGGCUUCUAAGCAUUAGGAAGAAUAGUAAGCUGGACCCUUUAACAAUUAGAAAAACAUUUGAACUCUGCUCUAAACAUUAGAAAUACCCAUUGUAGUUUUAUUGCGAAGAUGAUUAAUCAAAUAUGUGCACAGAAUGUAUUACUGAACAUUAUGGUCAUAAAUUUUUUAAAUAUGAGCAUUCAGGUAUUGAUUUAUGUUAAAUCUAGUCUCUUUAUAAAUGAAUAGAGUAAGUAGCAUCUAAUCAAAGUUAAAGACCCAAUAUGAGAGUUUGGAAAAAUAGAUGAAAACUUUCGAUAAUUGCAAAGAGUAAUUAGAAUAAGAUAACUUAAGACUUGUAUUUAAAUAAAAUAAUACUUAGAUUUAAUAAAUUGAUGAUUAAUUUGAUAGAAUAAUUGCCAAGUGUGAAAAAAGAAGAAAAGAAUUGAAGGAUAACUUAUUAAAAAUAUUUGACUCUGAAAACGAGCAGAUUGAAUCAGAAGUAGCAUUUAAUCAGUCAUUACUAUCUAAUAUGGCUCUAAUAUAAUAGAAAUUGGAGGAAAAGUAUAAUGAAUUAAGUAGAAUUUUUUGAAAUAUUUAGAGACUACAAAGACUUUUAAAGGAAAUGAUUUCAUUAAAGAGAUUAAUAAUUUAGAUGAAUUGGCAGACAAAGACAUUGCUUAAUUUAGAAAGUUAAGAGGUGGUGAAUUUAAAAUACUGCCUAAAUUAAAUUUUGAAUAAAAACUAAUUGGUGAUAUUUCUAAAUAUGGACAAUUUAAGAAGGAAGUUAGCAAUCCUUAGAUUUGCUACUUUGGAGAAAAGCAUAAAAUUUUAAUUUACAACAUUGAAAAAAAUGAUUGGUAAUAUAGAUAAAUUUCCAAUGUAUAAAGUCAUGAAUUAAUGAAUAGAAUACAUUUGAUUACAAUUAUUAUGCUGCAGCAGCUAGUUUACCCAAUGGAGACAUCAUAAUAACAGGAGGAGGAGUCAGCAGAAAUGCUAUGUUAAUUUCGCCAUCUUAUGGAUUUUAAUAGUAGGCUUUGAAGAGUAUGUACUAUCCCAGGAAAGAGCAUGCUUGUGUAUAUCUGGAUGGAUUUGUUUACGCAAUAGGAGGGUAUCUGAGAUAAAUGAUCUAAUAAGUUAUGAUGGCACUACAAAGCAGAUGUUAUCUUGUUGUGAAAAGUAUAGUUUGACAGCAGAUGAAUGGAAGAUGAUUGAUCCACUCUAAAAGUAGAAGUGUGCAUUUGCUGCAGCUACUGCCUUGAAUAAUUAUAUUUAUGUCUUUGGAGGAUUCGAUGGAAGAGAGAGAUAAAAUACGAUAGAGAGAUACUCUGUCAAAGAUAAUCAAUGGAAGGUCUUGGAAGUCAAGUUCAAGUAAGGAUUCAGUAAUGCAGCAGCACUCUCUUAUGAUGAUAAUUAAAUUCUCAUUUUAGGAGGAGGGUAUACUCAUUGAUCUAAUAUCUAAGUUCUAAUUAAGGAUUCACUAACAGUUUGCAAGUCUUUGAUACAAAUAAUCAAACCAUUAAGAUUAUUAGUAUGAUGACGGAAGGGAGAGAUUUGAGAAAUAAACUUAUCAUUUAUAACAAUGAUUUGUAUGCAUGUGGAGGCAAUAGCAAUUCAAUUGAAAAAUUUUCAAUCUCUCAAUAAGUUUGGACUAAUCUUAAGUAUUUGGCUCAUCCUAAUUUAAUUUAGAAGCUAUGAUUACUUAGUUUAGGAUAAUUUAGACUCCUGGUGCAGUGCUUUUACUUUUGAUUCUAAUACAUCAUAUAAUGUUUCAAAUUUGAAGAAGACUUGUAAAUCUAUAGAAGUAACACUAUUGUUAAUUUAGAUAUAAUAAAACUAAAAGCAUCAACAUUAGGAAUAAAUUAUGUUUGAGAAUGAUUCAUUCAAUCAGGAUGCCUUGAGUGAUGUAUCGGAUGAUUAAUUCUAUAAUAUUUCAAAUCAAGUUUAGUAGAAUGAUUGGUUUUGA